This is a messenger RNA of Silurus meridionalis, 1771 nucleotides long. RefSeq names its product interferon-inducible GTPase 5-like. Gene Ontology annotation, cellular component: membrane. Gene Ontology annotation, molecular function: GTP binding. NCBI's taxonomy places the organism in Eukaryota, Metazoa, Chordata, Actinopteri, Siluriformes, Siluridae. The record is from RefSeq and is a predicted model, not a curated record.
AAUACUUCCGUGAAUGUUACCUUCAAACACUGGGUGGAGUUAGUUAACAUUGUUAUCUAUGAGCAACAGCACAUUUGCCAUUGCAUAUCAGCCCUUCUCAAGUAAACAGGUAUAUGAGAUAUUUAUUCUCCUGUGUAAAGAUGGGUGACUUUUACUUCGUUGAACAUGCUGAAAUUGAAGACAUUAAAAUGUCACUAGCCAAUGAAGAUCUGCCAUCAGCUGUUGACAAGAUUAAGGAUUACUUUGCACAGCUAGACAGUGUGGAACUGAAUAUAGCUGUAACAGGAGAGACUGGAUCUGGAAAGUCCACAUUUAUUAAUGCCUUCAGGGGUUUAGGGGAUGAAGAUGAAGGGUCUGCAGCAACUGGUGUUGUUGAAACAACUACAAAACCUGCUGCUUACCCUUAUCCCAAAUUCCCAAAUGUCAAAUUGUGGGAUCUCCCAGGCAUUGGAACCCCCAGAUUCAAAGCCGAUGAAUAUCUCAAACAGGUUAAUUUUAAACAAUAUGAUUUUUUCAUCAUCAUCGCAUCAGCGUUCAGAGAAUGCCAUGUGAAUCUGGCAGCAGAAAUAGAUAAAAUGAAAAAGAAGUUUUAUUUCAUUCGUUCAAAAAUCGACAGCAACAUUGAAGCUGAGAAAAGAAAGAAGACUUUUAAUGAACAACAGACACUGGAUUUAAUUCGAAACGACUGCAUUAAAGGUCUAGAAGAGAUUGGUCUACAGUCUCCUAGUGUCUUCCUGAUCUCUUGCUUUGAACUGAGUCUCUAUGAUUUCAACCACCUUGAGAAGACCAUAGAGCAGGAACUUCCCCAGUACAAGAGAGAUGUACUGAUGCUGGCACUUCCAAACAUCACUCUAGAGAUCAAUGAGAGGAAAAAGAAGUCACUGCAGAAAAACAUCUGGAAGUUGGCUCUGCUUUCUGCCUCAGUUGCAGCUGUGCCAAUACCCAUCUUAAAUGCAGCUGCAUCAAUCAGUGUAGAUGUGACCAUAUUGGUGACAGAGCUAAAAAAAUAUUAUAAUGCCUUUGGUUUGGACCCAGACUCUUUACAGAAACUGUCUGAUAGAUCAGGGAAGUCAGUUAAUGAGCUAAAAUCUGUGUUGAAAUGUCCUCUAAAUGAAGAAAUAACCAAAGAUCUGGUUAUUAAGUUGCUGCCAAAUGCAAGUCUUUUUGCUGUAGAAACAGCAGCAGAAUACUGGCUUGGUUUGAUUCCUUUUCUGGGAUCUCUGGUAGCUGGGUCACUGUCAUUUGGUACUAUUUUCUACAUGCUGAUGCGUUGUCUUAAUGAACUCGCUAAAGAUGCUCGCAAUGUGCUCAUGGCUGCUUUGCAGUCAUCAGUUGAUUAAUGAUUCAAUCUAUUUAAUUAACUAGGCACUGCAGCAUCAUAUUCCCAUUCCCGUAAUUGAAUACAGCUUAUUAUUUAAUUGUUGAUGUCUAAUCAGAUUAAGACAUUCUUUUUACAUAAUAACUUGUGAUUUAUGUUGUUGAUGAUACGGUUUUAAGUCUGACUGAAAGAAACCAGAGUAAAUAAUUAUCUUAAAAGAAAGAAAAAACAACAACAAUGUCGUAUAAUUUCAACCACAAGUUUCCCUUUCACUAAUAAAAAAACAAUAAUGUUAUAUGUUUAUACUGUUGUAUUUGCUGUGCUAUAUAGGGCUGUUGUCCUAAAUAAUGUUGUAGAAUACUUUUUUGUGUGGUUUGGAUCUACUGUUCUAAUGAUGUGGGAAAACAUUUUCAACAAAAAAAAAAAUGAAUAAAUAAAUACAAUUCUUCAUUA